AUGUCCCACAGUCCACUGCUCAGCUCUCUGUGUCUGGACAGAAGUGCAGCUCUGGCUUCUACAGAGUACAGGCUGGGCCACACCGGGAACUGUCAGUUCAACACCACCGGGUACCACUGUGAAUGGUGUGAAGAGGGUUACUAUGGAAACGCAGCCCACAGGACCUGCCGUGCCUGUCCAUGCCCGUUUCCAUACAACAAUUUUGCUCUGGCCUGUCUGGACAUUGGCGCAGUGGUGGUAGAAUGCUUGUGUAAACACGGUUACAGUGGAGCCAGAUGUGAGAGAUGUGCAUUUGGUUUCUACGGCAAUCCAAUGGCGCAUGGAGGCAGCUGCAAGCCCUGCAACUGUAAGGACGGCACCUUGAACAUUUGUGACUCUCUAACUGGAGAGUGCAUCACAUCUGCUGACAGCAGUUGUGGUGAUCACUGCCAUGAAUGUGACAGCUGCUCUGUCGCCUUACCAGUGGACUUGGAAAGGAUGGACGAUGCUCUGGCUUUGCUGAAGCAGCAGCUGCAGAAUGUCACUAAUGGCCCCAGUUCACCCUCUGGGCUGAACCACCUGGGGGCUAACAUCUCUGAAACCAAGAUUCUGGUUGGCAGGUACAACACUGCUGUGAGAUGCCUGGAUCCAAAGGUUGAACAGCUGGAAGCAGAUGUGGAUGAUGUCGGAGAUGACUGGAGUCAUCUGACUGAUGAGACACUUGAAACUGUAUCAGAUCUGGGGAUGGUCUUGCAGAGUGUGAAUGGAACAAAUUUAAAGGCAGAGGAGCUUUUCUCUGAAGCUGAAGCUCUCCCCACAGCAAUACAAGGUAAAUCAGUAUGUGUUUUAAAACCUUAA
Messenger RNA from Micropterus dolomieu (smallmouth bass), 837 nucleotides. RefSeq names its product laminin subunit alpha-3-like. Gene Ontology annotation, biological process: axon guidance. The record is from RefSeq and is a predicted model, not a curated record. The coding region runs from base 1 to 837 and encodes 278 amino acids. Gene Ontology annotation, molecular function: extracellular matrix structural constituent. The transcript is spliced from 8 exons. Gene Ontology annotation, cellular component: basement membrane. Lineage: Eukaryota; Metazoa; Chordata; Actinopteri; Centrarchiformes; Centrarchidae.